GCCGCCGCCCCACCAAGUCCGUGUGCGUUGAUGAAUGGUGGUGGCGCGUGUUGUGGGGACUGCUCUCCUGCUGCUGGCAUGGCGCGUGUGGGCAAUAAUUCCGCGACGGUGGCGUCAAUGGCCGGCGCAGCAACGCGCGCAAUCGCCACAGCAGCAAACUAGCACAUCGUCUUCAGCAGGCAGGCCAGGCCGGAAGGUCAACACGCUAGUCGUUCUGGGUUCGGGUGGACACACCUCCGAGAUGCUGAAGCUGACCUCACGCCUCUCGCCGGAGACAUACUCCCCGCUCUGCUACGUCGUGGCGAGCACAGACCACACCAGCGCAGACCGCAUCCCGAAAGAGGGACUGAUGUCAGGUCGCUCCAGGGUACUCACGAUACCUCGCAGCCGUGAGGUGGGGCAGUCAUACCUGACGUCGGUCUUCACGACGUUGUUGGCCGGUCUGCAUGCCGCCGUCGUGGUGGUCACAGUUCGUCCAGACCUCGUUCUUGUUAACGGUCCCGGGACGUGCAUUCCAGUGUGCGUUGCCGCGUCCGCCCUGCGCUUCUUCGGGUUGGGGUCGAGCUGCUCCCGCACCGUGUUCUGCGAGAGUUUUUGCCGGGUGAAGUCUCUGAGCCUGAGCGGUCGCAUCAUGUAUCUGUUGGCCGAUCGGUUCGUGGUUCACUGGCCGGAGCUCCUCGUGAAGUACCCCCGCGCGGAGUACGCCGGGCAGCUCAUGUAAACAAUUUGCUUUGUUUUCGUGCCGGAAGUCUGGCCCCUUGGCAGCUUUUUGGCCGUUGCCACCCGGUGAGAAGUUUUUCAAGGAGAGCAACCGUUGCAGAGUAGAUGCGCUCCUUGGACUUUCUUAGUUUUGCAGAUUUUUGCGUUCGGUAAAGUAGUCUGCCAGUUGUUUUUCGCAGAGCGAAUGCUUGACCGCGUGAUUCGCAUGCUUUGCACGGUCUUCCAGUGUGUGGUGCUCUCGUGAGGUUGGUUUUCUUGUACAUAUCGCCGACUCGGUUGUCGGUACAUGUGGUGUGGUGUAAUGCAACGUCUUUCCGUUACGUUGGGGAAGUGGCGGUGUCGUGUGCAUGUGCUGCGUAUGAUGAAACGCUAUGCCGUCCGUACGUUAGGGUGAACGACGACGCACGUCGGUGCGUGUGAACAAAUUGUGAAUCGAUCUCAUAUCUCCUUUGUUCGGGAUAAAUGUUUUAUUGCUUGAGACUACGUUUUCGCUAGAAUAAACCAGAUUGGUGCCUGCCUAAGUGGGCCCAUAAAUAAUUUUGCCCAUCGCGUCACGAUCGUGGAGAAAUAGUGGGCGUUGUCGCAAAGGACUUGCGCCAAAGGGAUCGCGGGGUCUCCCAAAGCUACUUCCGUGUACAGGUCAGAACGGAUUCCACUGUGAA
Molecule: messenger RNA, 1382 nt
Organism: Ectocarpus sp. CCAP 1310/34
Lineage: Eukaryota; Phaeophyceae; Ectocarpales; Ectocarpaceae
Source: the annotation of a GenBank genome assembly